AUGAUCCCAUUGGGAAUCUAUACGCACAUCAAUGUAGCUUUUGCGGUCAUUGACCCGGAGACCUUUGAGAUUAGGCCUUCGAUGAGGUCUGACAUAGAUAUAUAUGAACGCGUUACUUAUCUCAAGAGUAUUGACCCUGACCUCAAAGUGUUCAUCGCAAUAGGGGGUUGGGCAUUCAACGACCCUGGUCCCUCUGCUACCACAUUCUCCGAUCUCGCAUCUUCUGAAGAAAAGCAAAAGACUUUCUUCAGAUCCCUGACAAAGUUUAUGGCCACCUAUAACUUUGAUGGAAUUGAUAUCGACUGGGAGUAUCCCUCGGCAAGUGAUCGUAGUGGCCGUCCUGAGGAUUUCAAAAAUUUCCCGAAGUUUAUGAAGAAUUUGAAAGCGGCUCUCAAAGCCACAGGCGGUCGGGAUGGGCUGAGUAUGACGCUGCCUGCCUCAUACUGGUACCUUAAGCACUUUGAUAUCAAACAUCUUGUCCAACACAUCGACUUUUUCAAUAUAAUGACAUAUGACAUGCACGGGACUUGGGAUAAGGGGAAUCAGUGGACAGGCGAGUUUCUCAAUGCGCACACAAAUCUCACAGAAAUAAAAAAUUCCAUGGAUCUUAUCUGGCGCAAUGAGAUUCCACCAGACAAGGUAGUUCUCGGCAUGGCUUUCUAUGGACGGGCAUUCACCAUGGUUGAUCCAUCCUGCAACAAGCCAGGUUGCCUUUUUGCCUCCGGUGCUGACCCUGGAGAAUGCAGCAAUGAGAUUGGUAUUUUGAUGAAUUCCGAAAUCUCAAAGAUAAUAAACGACAAGAAAGUGGAGCCGACUCUGUAUAAAGAUGAAGCUGUGAAGAUUGCAACCUGGGAUGACCAGUGGGUAGGAUAUGAUGAUGCCGAUACAUUCGAGUUAAAGACCAAUUUUGCCCGAAGUCAAUGCUUAGGGGGCAUCAUGGUGUGGGCUAUCAGUCAAGAUCUACUGGAUGGUACCUAUUCCCGAGCUUUGGGCCGCGCAACAAACCGGUCAGUGAUUGCGCUGGCUGAUCACGCAGAAACAAAUGAUACUGAAACAGUGCUUCAUGAACAAUGCAAAUGGACGAAUUGCGGAGAUGGCUGCCCUUCCGGAUGGGUCACAGUUCCUCGCAGCGAUCCUGACAAACGCGAAGGCGAGAUCAUGCUCGAUGAUGGUGGUUGUCUUCUAGACGGACAAUUCCAUGUCCUCUGUUGCCCACCUAAAAAGGAUGUGCCAACGUGUGGUUGGUACACCUUCAACAAUGGCGAUUGCGAUGGGAAGUGCCCAGGUAACAUGUACGAGAUUGGCGGCACUCAAAGAGGCUGUUCCGGCUAUAAAGGUAAUUAUCAAGCUGCUUGCUGUACUGGAAACUCGGAUGCUAUGGCCAUAUAUCGAAAAUGCGAAUGGGGUGCUUCAUUCAAUUGUGAUGAUUACACAUGUUCCGUAACAAAGCCGGAUAUUGUUGCCUUGUCUGUUAAUGGAAAUGGAGGAUCUGUUUGCGGCGGAGAUUGGAGGACUGAUCUCAACGAAGAGCGAAAAUACUGUUGUGACUCAAGUGACGACAACAUGAAAUGGGAUGAUUGCACCUGGGAAGAUCAUUACAGUUCAACGGGAAUGAUAGCCACUCCAAAAGGCAGUGGGAAUUCUUUCUGUGCUUCCAAUUGUCCCGACAAUAAAGUACGUGUUGCUAUGGAGCAUUAUAAUACCUGCUCAAGAAAAUUAGGGUCAAGAGCGAAGUGCUGCACUCCCAAAUACACGACUACCGUCACAACAGUCGACCCAGAAUUCGCUGAAAUGGAGGCAGAUCUAAAAGCGUGGUUGGCAAACGCGACCUGUAGCAAUAGCUUCUACAGCGAUGGAUGGACUUACGGCAGCAUGAAAAAACGGUCAUUAUGGCCUGACCAUGCUCUGAAAAACAGCACACUAACAUAUAUGCUUUCAGGUCCUGAAUCUGCCAUUCAUGAGAAACGACAAGAUCAGCCUUUCAUAAUCUAUACCAGUAACUCAGCCCUCCUUAUCUUGAAUGAUAUCAUACGCGCAUGGCGCUCUAGCUUGGUAAUAGUGAGGGCACAAAAGGAGUUCGAAGCAUGGGAUCAAAUAAUUGGAGCACAGUACGCACAUUUGACAACAGCGGUGAUGCUGCCAUUCAUCAAGCAAUAUUUCAAUUUAUACAAUAUAGAAUCAAGUGAAAUAGCCACACAAGUCAUUUGUGAUUUGCAAGAAUGGGACCAGAUGAUCGAGGCAUGCAGUAUAUCCUCCAAUAACAUCACUUGUUCUAAUAUAGAUCGGGAUAAAUGGGAUCCUGAAUACAGCGUUGAUCCAGAUACCUAUGGAACAUCAUCGGGCUCAGUAUCUCGACGCGGGGUCUCUUUUCCUGACGGAAUCUUCACCUUGGACAAACGCGAUGGUGCUGGUAGAGACUUUAUUGUCGACUGCGGCAUUGAUCCCGUAACUGGCCAGAGACGUGUCAUGAUCAUCACGUCUCAAACGUACCCAAACGGUAACAACGGAAACUCUCUACAAAAUGCAAAUCGCUUGACCGCACGAUUUGCUCUAGCUAACCCUGAAGAAUGUACCGAUGUCACGAUUGAUCCAAAUGCUCCUAACAAUGUGUGGGACUGGGUUACGGAACAUAUUCUUGAACUCCAGUUGAUCCCACGAUCCAUCGAGUUUAUGGUCACUGGGAGGUUACCUCCGGUACAAGGACUUCCCGAGUACCGUUCCACCAACGCAUUGAUGCCAUGGGACUCGGCCCUACUGCUGACCAAAGAUUAUUCAAAUACAUUGCCUACAGUUCAAGGGACACCAAUCGACCGAAUUUUCAAUGCCUUGGGUUCUAAGAAGAACCCUGGAGUUUUGAGAAAUGCGGAAACCCAUUUGAAUUCAAUGAAAGGCAGGAUUUUCCACAGCCAGCAACCAAUUGGUGACACUGUGUGGAACACCAUGAAUCUCCCAGAUGUGAAUGCAGCUCGCGCUGCGUUGGAUGAGUUACGAGUGGUUAUAUCUGUCUUUGAAUAUCUCAACAGUGAGGAAAUUGGCCGCACGCUGGCUGACGUAUAUCAAGCCGUUGGCACAGAAAUGCGUACUUUUGAGAAGGCCGCCAAAAUAGCACAACCCGCUGCAACUUUUAGACCAAAUGUUUUGUGGAGAGAGUUCAUGGUGAACUUUUUUAGUCGCAUGAUCCGUUGGGUCCGGACAUGGCUUGUCGAUCAUCUCAACGAUUUGACUAACACGUGGCAGACGGUGUACAAUCGGGCGUCUGAUGACCAGACUCGAAUGAUUGCACGCCGCUUCAUUGGCGAGAUCGAUCUGCUUCGAGCUCGUCUAGGAAGUGUUCAGUUUGAUACCUCAACUUUCAUUUUCAUGUCUUAA
Molecule: messenger RNA, 3369 nt
Organism: Talaromyces proteolyticus
Lineage: Eukaryota; Fungi; Ascomycota; Eurotiomycetes; Eurotiales; Trichocomaceae
Exons: 4
Coding region: 1-3369 (1122 amino acids)
Biological process (GO): carbohydrate metabolic process
Molecular function (GO): hydrolase activity, hydrolyzing O-glycosyl compounds; chitin binding
Source: RefSeq, a predicted model, not a curated record